Molecule: messenger RNA, 3200 nt
Organism: Gymnodraco acuticeps
Lineage: Eukaryota; Metazoa; Chordata; Actinopteri; Perciformes; Bathydraconidae
Gene: cln8
Product: CLN8 transmembrane ER and ERGIC protein
Exons: 3
Coding region: 216-1082 (288 amino acids)
Biological process (GO): lipid homeostasis
Cellular component (GO): membrane; endoplasmic reticulum
Source: RefSeq, a predicted model, not a curated record
CUUCCUGUUUGCAAGUCAUAUGACCAAAUUGAAGUGGUAUGAUCGUGAUGUGUAUUGUGGAAACUGCACGAACAGACAAAGCACCGGGACACCGUGUUCAGUGGGAACUCCUCUGCUGAAUAUGUUCUGGAUGAUGUCCGCUGACUAGUGUGUGGUGACCCACAUAUCAUGCACCUACCAGCCUCACCUUCAGCUGAGCCCCUCCCUCAAACAUCAUGGAUCGUGACCAACAGCCCAGCCCUCUCCCCCAUCCCAGUACAGAGUACUUCUCUUGGGACUACCGCCUUCACCUUAUUGGCCUAGGCUUUGGCUUCUAUGCAGGGAUAUUCCUCCUCUCCCACCUCCUGUCUGUGGCCUUUUCCAGCACCUACAAGUCCCUGAUAGCUAAGGAGAAGGUCUUCUGGAACCUGGCUGCAACUCGGGGAGCCUUUGGCAUCCAGAGCACUGUAGUGGGUCUCAGGUGCCUGACUGAGGACUCAGCAUUAACCAGAGACAAAGUGAGAGGACAGGAAGACUGGUCCUGGUUCAACGUCCUCACAGCCACAGGCUUCUUUGUGUUUGAGAAUAUAGCUCUUCAUGCUUCCAGUGUGGCGUUUCGGUCAUUUGAUCUGCCACUGGCGACACACCACUUAUUUGCCCUGUCAGGGUACGCAGGAGCGGUAGUGUGUGAUUCAGUGGGCCACUUCCUGCCGAUGGUUACACUGCUGCUGGAGAUGAGCACGCCUUUCACAUGUAUAUCCUGGAUGUUACUGAAGGCUGGCUGGGCUCGCACCCUGCUUUGGAGAGCCAACCAGUGGGUGAUGAUCCACACUUUCCACUGUCGCAUGGUGCUCACAUACCACAUGUGGUGGGUAACUUUUACCCACUGGAGCGACCUCAGAACCCAUAUGGCCACGCCCUUACUCCUCCUCUUCUUCAUCGGCCUCGCUCUGCUCACGUGCGUCCUCAACCCCAUCUGGACACACAAGAAGACCAUGCAGCUGCUCAACCCUGUGGACUGGAACUUUGGAAACAAGCCGGCCCUUGGAAAUGGCGCCAUGGAGGGUCGCUCUGAAGCUCCUGUCAAACCCCACGCCAGUUAAUGGGCACCACCGAGGAUAUUUUCUGAAGAUACCAUAUUUUUUCCGUUUCGAGUGAUGUGUGAAGUUACUUUGAGAGCGGCGAGAGCUUGAUGGAUUGUUGUUUAGUAAAGCUUUUGUGGGAGCAAUUUCAGUAUUGCAAAGCACAAAGUCAACAAUGUAAGUUGAAUUUAACAUCUGAGGAUGGACCUUCAGUCAAGCAAGUGAGCCCAGAACAAAAUACACAAGACAGGUUUUUUUGAUAGUGCAGUGAUAGUAUAUUUCUCAUUAUGUCUAAGCAAGCACCGACAGAAUCUUUUCAAAACAACUGAGUAAUUCAGGACAUCAUUAUGUCUCUUGACCUUUGGUGAAACACCAGCAGUUCCUUACAAUAUUUGCAAAUGAUUAUGAAAAAGACAGCUUUCCAAUCUGGAAAUGUAUCAUCAAUUACUUUUGUGAUUUGAAAGGCCCCUACAGUUUAACCAUGUCUGGAACUAUUUUGUUAAACGUUGCUACAUUGUUUUCCCUCGGGCUUUACUUUGUUGUUGGAUUAUUUUUGAUAAGAUGUCAUUAGGUUUGGUUAUAUGGGGCAGUAGGAAAGGACCCUGCUAGUUUACUUUAUCAACUUCAGAACACUGGGUUGGAAAAUAUCCAGUUUACAACUGAUGUUAUUGAUUAUUUAUUUACAAUAAAAUAAUCAUGACACCUUUUUACAAGAGCCAUGCAGGAGCACAACCUUACAAAUUGAAGCUUGUUUUUUAAUACAUCGCCCUUUGGUGCUGAUUUGGCAGAGUAGGAAAGAACAUUAGUUACGUUUAAACAAUGGGGUUCUCUAGGCUACUCGCUGCAGCUAUUACAUACUAAGUGGACAAUUGGAUCAGUCCAUUUACUGGUGCUUCUGCACUGGGAGUCCUCCCUCAGAAGAGAGGGAAAUAUUUACCGCCUUUUGAAGGACUGGCCCACUCCAUUUUUUUGUUCAAAAUUUAGAUUUGAUGUUGAAAUGCAUGACCGGUGUUAAGGAUUAGCUAAUGUUGAUCCUGAUCUUUUUUGGGGGCAUUUUGCAUCAAGAAAAGUGUUAUUUCUACUUAUGCAAAAUAAGAAUUCGGGAAGAUGUUUUUGUUUUUCACACAAUAGCCUCAUUGUACUGGGAUCCUUGGCAUGGUGUGUUCGGAUUGUCCAUUGUCGUAUCUCUGGCAUCAGAAGCUUCGUUUGGUUCACUCAAAACAGCAAACGGGUCCUCUACAUUUCUCACAAUUUUGUCAGAGGCCCCACUCUAGCUCAUAUGUACGUUUGUUUAUACUCGGAAGAAUUAUAGAUGUAGAGGAAACUUCUGUGUAGCUAUGCAGUGGGAGUCACCGACUCAGGAAGGAGACACAGUAGGAGCAGUAGCUUUGAUGUCAAACACAUGAUGGUUUAUUUGGAGUUAACGGCCGGAGGAUUCACAUCACAAGUCCAAGAGUCAGAGGUUCUGACUUCACGGUAGAGUUGCCACGUCAAUUCUGAAGAACUCUACCCCAGUAUUUAGCUAGUUCAGAGAGCAUCAUCAACAUGCUGCAUAACAAGAUAGAAUGAUAACACCUCUAUCAGCUGACGCCAACAGGCAGGAACAGGGAGACAAAACACUGAGAGCACAGCAGCCAAGGUUACAGGUGCCUGUGCUCAGUCAGGACAGUUUGAACUGAUACACUGGGUCAAAGUUAUGGGCCUUGGAAAAUAUUCCACAACAAUAGACAUAUAAUGUUUACCCUAAGUAUGAAUCUAUGUUCAAAAGUAACAGCUUUACAGUAUUAAGCAACAUUUGAGUUGAACCUGAGAAGUAUGAAGCUGAGUUUAGCUCGUCAAAAUGAUCCAAAUGUCUGUAAUCUGCCUCAGGACGAUGGAGAGGAAGCUACACAUUCUAUCCUUUUUAAUGGAGUGUUUUGUACAUGUGAUCUUACUAUAUUAUUACUAAAACAUUACUAAUAUCGAAGAGUGUUUGAUUUUCACUCCACCUUUUCAUUUGUUGUGAAAUAAUAUCAUUAACAUUAUGAGAUGGGUGGAGGAUUUCCUGGGAGCUCUAAGUUUUAACAUCCUGUCUGUUGGGAAAUGCAAUAACAUGAGUUAAUUUGAGUGACAAAAUAAAUGGUUGGCUCUCAAACAGCA